Messenger RNA from Fonsecaea erecta, 2307 nucleotides. RefSeq lists its product as hypothetical. Gene Ontology annotation, cellular component: centrosome; equatorial microtubule organizing center; spindle pole. Gene Ontology annotation, molecular function: gamma-tubulin binding; microtubule minus-end binding. NCBI's taxonomy places the organism in Eukaryota, Fungi, Ascomycota, Eurotiomycetes, Chaetothyriales, Herpotrichiellaceae. Gene Ontology annotation, biological process: cytoplasmic microtubule organization; spindle assembly; microtubule nucleation. The record is from RefSeq and is a predicted model, not a curated record. The transcript has a single exon. Bases 1 to 2307 code for a protein of 768 amino acids.
AUGCUUCAUGAGAUCCUCUUGUCCUUAUCCGGCCUCCAGUCACCAAUCUGGACGCAGGGGCGCUCCGCAGCAGGAGCCGGCGACGAAAAGACAUUCGAUCAAUAUGUCUCACCCCCAGAACGAGCGAUGCUAGCGACCCUAGCUCAUUUGCACGAUUUACACGGCCAGAUCAAGGGAGCAACAUCACGGCUGUCCACCACGCACCGGUCGAUGGUCUGUCGAGCAGUCAGUUCCUCAAUAGCAGACGUCCAUUUGGGUAAAUAUGUGGAUAAGAUCAUAGAGGUGGAGUCACGCAUACUACAAAAGGACGCCGCUUAUGUUGGAGCCUAUGAAGUCGUCCCUUUGAGUACCCUCGUGGCUGAGUUUGCGCCAUGGACGAGACGAUUGGAGUGGCUAUGGUCGGUCGUCCUGCAACUGGACCCCCAAUCCAAGCAGAAUAUGAAGAGCCGUCCACCUUCUGGAGCCAGCAUUCUGGAUUGGCUCGAGAACGAGACACAUACUGGAUACUCUGAUAUUGAAGACAUGGCCAUUGCGCUCUUGACCGUUGCCCAGAAAGCGUGGAUGAGAGCUGCGUCGCUAUGGGUGCUUUAUGGGAGAUUGCCAACCUCUGGGGCCGAGGAUUUCUGCGUCAGACCCAAUCCAAAGCCAUCAUCGGUGAUGGAUUCAUUCCUGAUCGACCAUACAUUGACGCCGAAAUUCUUGAAUCCCGGAACAAGCAGUGCUUUACUCUCCGCUGGCUGUGCUUUGAGCCAAUUAUAUUCGCAAACAGCGUCAUUUGGACCAUUACUGAACGUGUCAAGUGAUGCAUCCUUGUCUUUGCUCCCAACACAUUUGGCAUUGCUCGAGUCUUUACACUACCCGUUGAAUCCAUCGCUGCUGGAGAGCACAAUAUCUUCCAUCAACCAGUCUAUAUCCGAACAUGCUCUAUCUCAAAUCCUGCCUCGACCACUUGUUAUGCAGCUGCUGCAAGUCGUCUUGCGCUACAUGCUCCUCAAUCAAGGUGAAUUCGCGGUGUCGUUGAUUAAGCACGCAGACGAUCGGAUAGCCAACCAUCGACAAACACUCAACACUGUUCGACCAGUCAGGAAGAUUGGAAGACUCGAUGAACUUGCAAUCAAGGAGGCAGAGCUGAAGAGCGUACUGAAUAAGACCUUGGCAGAAUUGUCAGCUUUACAGGCCGACGACGACAUUGAAGACGACACUCUCAACCUAGCGAAGAAAUUACUGUCUCUUCGGGCUGUCGAUGAGAGAAACGAGCUUGGUCGAGGUCUGGUGUCGACGCUGCUCCCUACACCGACCCUUCUGUACUUGACAAUCCCCACGUCCUCACCAUUGCAUAUUUUCCUGUCUUCGAGCGAUGUGCAAAGUUAUGCAUUCAUCAACGCAUAUCUGAUCUCUAUCCAUAGAGCAGGGCUGCACCUUUCUUCCCUCUGGAAGCUGUCAUCGCAUCGCAGGUGCUACCCUUCUCCAAUGGGACCUCCUACGAGCGCUUCACGGUCUGGACGAGAAAGACUGGCAGCUCGGCGAGCUCGAGACGCUCGGAGAUCGACAAGAACCAGGGCAUAUUGGACAACUGCCAGCAGAUCUCUGUUUAUGAUCAAUGAGCUCCAGGCAUUUCUGCAGGGCGAGGUGAUUCAGAGCAGUUGGAUGCACUUUUCAAAAUGGUUGGACGGCAACGAUGGACUGUAUCCGCUAUCAGCAAGGUCAUCCAGGCCUGGCACAGCCUCAUCAUCCGCACAGACAGGGAUGGCGGAAUUGUCGAGCGAUGGGGCGACGACGAUACCAACAGAUCCUCGGACCAUGGCAGAAGCCCAUCGCAGAUAUUUGCACGCCCUACACACGGCCUUGUUCCUCACGAAUGUUGCGUUUGUCGCCACAUUGAAAGAACUACUGAAUCAGGUGGACCACUUCAUCGCUCUUUUCUCCCGUCUGCAGACAGUGUGGGAAGGGCUUGACCUACAAGAGGAUGAAGGCGUGCUUGACGCUUUCUCUAACUAUGGACAAGACGAAAGAGAUGUUCUCGCCGAGAUGGAUCGGACGAGAGAAUCGAUAGAGAUUACGCUCUCGGAUUUGGUGAAGAAGAUUCGAGAUAUGGAGAAGGAAAAACGGACUGGGGUCGGAUUGAUGACAGGCAAUCUCCAGGACAGCAUGGAUGGAAUGCAAUUGAACGGGAACGGCAUAAAAUUCGUGCCGUGGCAGGCGAGAACGGUGGAUCGGUUAGUCAUGAAACUCGAUGGCCUUGUGAUGAAACAGGACGAAGAAAGAGAUCACACUGCAAAUGGUCUCGUUGACGCUUAUGAUGAAUGA